Pipistrellus kuhlii (Kuhl's pipistrelle) is the source of this 1274-nucleotide messenger RNA. It is a transcript of the gene CEACAM19, whose product is annotated as CEA cell adhesion molecule 19. The transcript has 5 exons. The record is from RefSeq and is a predicted model, not a curated record. The coding region runs from base 146 to 1021 and encodes 291 amino acids. Lineage: Eukaryota; Metazoa; Chordata; Mammalia; Chiroptera; Vespertilionidae.
ACAGGGUGCAGGGUGCCGGCUUGGCGGCUGCCCCGUGUCUGGGAGGCUCCCCCAGGGUCCUCGCUGAGCCGGUCACUGCAGACGGCCCCGCCCGCCCUCCAGCCCCCUCGGUGCCCAGCAGGUGGCACCUCCACAGGACGCCGAGAUGGAGAUGCCUGUGGGGACCCUGUGCCACUUCUCCAAGGGCCUCCUGCUCUCAGCCUCCGUCCUGGCCCUCUGGGCCCCCCAAGGCUCCUGGGCAGCCCUCCGCAUCCAGAAGAUCCCGGAGCGACCUCAAAAGGACCAGGACGUCCUCCUGUCUGUCCAGGGCAUCCCAGACACCUUCCAGGACUUCAUCUGGUACCGGGGGGAGGAGACGGACGGAGGCACAAGGCUGUUCACCUACAUCCCGGACCUGCCGCGGCCCCAGAGGGAUGGCAGCGCCAUGGAGCAGCGUGACAUCGUGGGCUUCCCCAAUGGCUCCAUGCUCCUGCGCGACGCCCAGCCCAGGGACAGCGGCACCUACCACGUGGAGGUCCACAUCAACCCCGAGUGGACCAUGCGGGCCAAGACGGAGGUCCAGGUGCCCGAAAAGUCCCCGGAGCUGCCCGUGACACGCCUGCCCAUGAGCACGGAGGUCGUGGCUGCCAUCCUCAUCGGGUCCCUGGCCGCCGCGUCCCUCCUCGUCGGCAGCAUUGCCUUUCUCCUGGUGACGAGAGGCAGGAGGGGCCAGAGGCACAGGAUGGUGACCACAGAGAAACCGGAGCUGGGCCCCAACCACAACACUGGACCUGCUGAACCCCGCCCCUGCCCCUUACUGCCAGCUGGUGCCAACCCCCUGGAGAGUCCCCGCCAGGCCUCCCCAGGGACCAGGCAGGACCAGGCCGGUGCCCAGCGGGGACAGGAAACCUGCAGCGCCCCUCCUCUUGCUCACCCUCUGCAUGUGCCACCCGCCCAUCACCUAGCCCUCCAGCAGCCUGGCCUAAGCCCUGGGCUGGGAAAAGCAGACUCCUCCCCUCCCCCUUCCUUCACUGGCUUAUAAUUCACUCAUUUAUUCACUCAUUCAUUCAUUUAUUCAGCAAUAAACAGUCUGUGUGGCCAUGCACAGGUCUAGAUCUUGCAUCUUUGGCAAGAAACAAAGGGGAGAAAAUGCUCUCCUGGAGGGAUGCUCUGACAGGGGAGAGAGUGGGGAAACUAAGAAAUUAACGUAGCCCUAGCUGGUUUGGCUCAGUGGAGAGAGCAUCGGUCUGCAGACUGAAGGGCCCCAGGUUCAAUUCCAGUCAAGGGCACAUACC